GACGGCGACGCCUGCGGCCGCCGAGCUCGCCACUCGCGCCGCCGGAGAGCCCGGUGACCUCUCGGCCGCCCCGCCUCGGAGGCUCCGAUGGCUCAGGCGAAGAUCAACGCGAAAGCCAACGAGGGGCGCUUCUGCCGCUCCUCCUCCAUGGCCGACCGCUCCAGCCGCCUGCUGGAGAGCCUCGACCAGCUGGAGCUCAGGGUGGAAGCUCUGAGAGAAGCAGCCACUGCUGUUGAGCAGGAGAAAGAAAUCCUCCUGGAAAUGAUCCACAGUAUCCAGAAUAGCCAGGACAUGAGACAGAUCAGCGACGGAGAGAGAGAAGAAUUAAAUCUGACGGCAAACCGUUUGAUGGGACGAACCCUCACCGUUGAAGUUUCAGUAGAAACCAUUAGAAACCCCCAGCAGCAAGAAUCCCUAAAGCAUGCCACAAGGAUUAUUGACGAGGUGGUCAGUAAGUUUCUGGAUGAUCUGGGAAACGCCAGGAGUCACUUAAUGUCACUCUAUAGUGCAUGUUCAUCUGAGGUGCCCCCUGGGCCAGUUGAUCAGAAGUUUCAAUCCAUCGUAAUUGGCUGUGCUCUUGAAGAUCAGAAGAAAAUUAAGAGAAGAUUGGAGACUCUGCUUAGAAAUAUUGAAAACUCUGACAAGGCCAUCAAGCUGUUAGAGCAUUCUAAAGGAGCUGGUUCCAAAACUCUGCAACCAAAUGCUGAAAGCAGAUUUAAUUAGUUUUCGAAUCUAAGAGCACUUAUAAAUAAUGACGUAAAAAUGAUAAAAUACUAUUUUAAGUGAUAACUAGUUCUUUGUUAGGCAUAACAACUCAUUUGAUACUGACAGUUGUUUCGGAAAAGGAAAAUAUUCCAGUGUCAUCAGUUUUGUGAAUAACAGUUAAAACCAGAAAUAUUUUAAUUAUCUUUCUAGAAUUUUUAGAUUGAAUUCUUGUCUUGUACUAGGAUCUAGCACGUAAUACAUAUAUUUUUU
This is a messenger RNA of Ceratotherium simum simum (southern white rhinoceros), 975 nucleotides long. It is a transcript of the gene BAG2, whose product is annotated as BAG cochaperone 2. The record is from RefSeq and is a predicted model, not a curated record. Gene Ontology annotation, biological process: protein stabilization. Gene Ontology annotation, molecular function: protein-folding chaperone binding; adenyl-nucleotide exchange factor activity. Lineage: Eukaryota; Metazoa; Chordata; Mammalia; Perissodactyla; Rhinocerotidae.